AUGGAAAUGACAACUUUAAUGUUCAAAUGGAUAAGGGCACUUUUCCGUGAAGGGAUAGCAAGCACGAAUUUGUACUUUUCACAAUUAAACGAAUCAUCGUACUACUUAAAACAAACUAUACGACCGCAUUUCAUAGCGCUAAUCUCAAAUUUCAAUGCAAUUAAUGAGUUCUCUUUAGCAACAAGUACCUUUGAUAUGUCGUCAGCUGUUUGGCUAGUGAUAUUCAUUUACAAAGAAAAUACUCUCAAUUAUUGUUACAAUCCAGCAGGUAAUAUAUUUCAUUUAACAUUCAACACUGAAAUGAUGGUUCGUUGUGGUACAGAAAAUAUUUUACGAGAAUGGUAUUCGAUCGAUACGAAUCAAAUUGAGAUCAAUGAUAUAGCUACUUGGAGUUUGGAGAAAGGAAUCACUAAAAUGGUUCCAGAUUUUAUUUACAAACGAAGAAAUAAUUUAAGGGGUAUAGUCAUGAGAGCUGUAAUAGUAAAGGAUUCAACAUUCAUAAACCUGAAAGAGGUUGGCCAAUUAGGUAGUACGUUCAAUGAACUACUAAGAGAAAUAUGUGCUGCUCUUAACUUCAGUUUUGACAUCGUCUCAGAAGUAAAAGAAUUUGGAAGAUGGAAUCCACAAGAAAAUACUUGGACUGGAGCAAUUGCAGAAUUAUAUGCAAGACGAGCAAACAUUUCUCUUGCUGGUUUUACUAUUACUGGAGAUAGAUUAAAUGCCGUUGACUUCACGCUUCCUCAUCUAAUCACCAAAAACUAUCUCUACAUUCGGAAAUCAGAACUAUUUACAGUUAAAUGGUCAUCUUAUUUUCUAACUUUCACAAAUUCUGUUUGGAUGGCUAUGUUUGGUGUAUUUAUUGUAGCAUGGAUUUUAUUGACUUUUCUCAAAAUGAAGUAUAGAACUGAUCGUAAAAUAAGAUAUUUAUUGAUCGAUAAUUUUAUGGAGAUAUGGAGUAUACUUUGUCAACAAGGACUUGCUGAUUUUUCUGGUAGAUCUUCUCUUCGAAUAACAUACCUCUCUCUAUUUCUUUUGGUUACUGUCUUUUGGGCAAGCUAUUCAGCUACUUUAAUAAGCAUUUUGACUUCAGUAAUCAACGUUUUACCAUUUCAUUCAUUCAGAAGCUUCGUUGCAGAUGGUACUUAUCAACUUGCUGUUCCUCGUGGUACAUUUUAUUAUGAUAAGUUUGCAGAUUCGAAAGAUCCGCUUGCAGAAAAGGUAAUGAAGUUGAUGUUAGAAGUAGAAGAAUUGCCCAGUAAUGAAUUUGAGGGAUUUAAAAUAGUCUGUGAAAAUCGGAAUCUAGCAAUGUACACGAGUGAUGAAUUGAACAGUAUAGGAAAUCUGAAGAUGCCAUGCGAUAUAAUUCGUAUUGAAACAGGACAUAGAAACAGUUUUGCUAUGGUUUUAUCUAAACACAAUCCAUUCACCAAUCUCAUCAAUUUUCACACUAGUUUGUUCUAG
This is a messenger RNA of Vespula pensylvanica (western yellowjacket), 1461 nucleotides long. RefSeq names its product glutamate receptor ionotropic, delta-2-like. Gene Ontology annotation, cellular component: membrane. Lineage: Eukaryota; Metazoa; Arthropoda; Insecta; Hymenoptera; Vespidae. The coding region runs from base 1 to 1461 and encodes 486 amino acids. Gene Ontology annotation, molecular function: glutamate-gated receptor activity. The transcript is spliced from 7 exons. The record is from RefSeq and is a predicted model, not a curated record.